Messenger RNA from Oppiella nova, 2044 nucleotides. The record is from the annotation of a GenBank genome assembly. NCBI's taxonomy places the organism in Eukaryota, Metazoa, Arthropoda, Arachnida, Sarcoptiformes, Oppiidae.
AUGGUAUUAUUGGUCAUGAGUUCGUUUUUGAUGAACUCUUCGCCAGCGGCCUAUGCGUCGGCCGAUCCGAAGUUCCCACCGACUGAAGAGUACUCGCAAUCCAAUUACAUUCCCACUCUUCAGGACUUCUACGGCCAAAGUGCUCCGCAACAGACCACCGUUGCUGCAGCUCAUCAGUCCCAUUAUGGAUACCAUCCCCACCACCCGGCCCUCAACUACAUCGACCAGCAGCAGCAGCAGUACCACCAUCACCACAACCAUCAUGUGGGCCCGCCGUCGGCCCCUCCGCAGUACUACACGCCAUGUACUGCUGGAGCCAUGGGUGCCACCGGCGCUCCGCCGCACGGAGCCAUUCAUCACCCGAUCGCAGCACAGCAUCAGAUAUCACCGCAUCAUCAGUCCUCAAUCACCCCUCAAAUGUCACACCUGUCCCGAGUGUCGAGUCCAUCAGCACUCCAUCGCUCGCCAUCGCCUCGCACUCAGGCCUUAAGUAUAGUGGAACCGCCCUCUCCGGGCGAUUGCGGACUCUCCGGCCAGAGUGGCAGUGACUCGGGAACCGGCAAUGGGGGCAGUGGUGGACAUCCAGUCAUCUACCCCUGGAUGAAGAAGGUUCACGUAAAUCAAGUGCAAAAUGGGACCACUUUUAGUGGAAUGGAGCCCAAGAGGCAGAGGACGGCCUACACUAGACAUCAGAUCCUAGAGUUAGAGAAGGAAUUCCAUUUCAACCGAUAUUUAACCCGAAGACGGCGUAUAGAGAUCGCACACUCGCUGUGUUUGAGUGAACGACAGAUUAAGAUAUGGUUUCAAAACCGGCGAAUGAAAUGGAAAAAAGACAAUAAACUGCCGAAUACUAAGAAUGUGAAGAAGAAGAACCAGCAGAACAACCAGUCGGCCAACAACGGCAACACUGGGGCCCAGUCGGGGCCCCAACCCUCACAAAAUGCUCACGACAUGUCAGGCCUGCUGCAGGCACCGCAGACCGCAAACCUCAUACCUACGGAGCCCAAGACUGAGGCGCCCACAUACGGACUCACCGAACUCUGAGACCAACUCCAUGGCCACUCACUCUAAUCACUCAUAUUUCCAUAUAUUAUAUAAUAUUAAUAAUUAAACAAUAGUUACUAAUCAUAACCACGUGAAUCUCGUUUACAUUCAUAGACUUGAAAACCAAAACUGAUAUAACGUGUGAUAAAUAUUCAAUGAAUUUCACUGUUAUAUUAUACGGCGAUAAAUCUCUCAUAACUUGUAUUUCUCAACUCAAUUGACGAAAACAUUAUAUAUAUUUUGCUCGAAACCGAGAUCACAGACCAAAGCCAAAAGGCCUGACAAAGACUGAAACAAACUCUGGGCUAACCAACCAUUUUCAACAUUCCUGUGAAAUAUUCAUUUGAAUUCAUUAUGAAUUAUUAAUAAUAUUAUAAUAUAAUCAAAGAAUUGAGACAAUGUUUGAUCGAAUUAAGACUGAUGUGUAUUAUAGACUAAAUGACUAAAUGAUGGCAACUGUGCAAUGAAUUCAAUCAAUCAGUUAUUUCCAUAAUAUUCUGGUUUUCAUCAAUUAGUUCUCAAUUAUAUUGAAAGAGAGUAUAAAGUGUACAGAAGAUUGUCGGCCAAACAUUCACACAUCGAGACAGACCCUCGAGUGACGGGCUAGGAGUUGUCAACUGUAUGUCCACCAAAUAUAAUGACUGCGAAACAAUUGAAAAACUAUACGACUAUACCAGUGAUUAUAUAAUAGUGUUUUCUGUACGUAUUAUCUCAAUAAAUAAAUAUAAAUCUCCGAAACUCUAGUACUCUAUACUCAAAACAACAUAAAAAGUGAUGGAUUUAGGAAUUUGCUGAUCGAUUGGCAUUUUAUGAUUAAUUUUCACUCAAAUACACUCCACAUCGAUGUUCCUCUAAUGUUAUAUUUUAUCAGCGCUUCAAACACCGCAACCAAUUGAAGCAAUUUUCCCAAAAUCAACGUAUUAUUGAUUAUUUCUUACUCAUUGCAUUGCAUUCUUGCACUCUUUUGCUCUCUCAUUCUCUCUCUCUCUCUCUCUCUCUC